AUGUCAUUUAUGAUUGAUAAAAUUCUUAGUUCAUCAUAUACAAAUCGAAGACCAUUUCAAUUAUUAACAAAUAUUUCAUUAAAUAGUAAACAAAAAGAACGUCGUAUGUGGAAAUGUGAAAUAUGUGAAAAAUCAUUUGAUCGUCCAUCAUUAUUAACACGACAUAUUCGUACUCAUACAGGUGAAAAACCACAUGAAUGUGAUAUAUGUUCAAAAGCAUUUUCAACAUCAUCAUCAUUAAAUACACAUCGUCGUAUUCAUUCAGGUGAAAAACCACAUAUUUGUGAUAUAUGUAAUAAACGUUUUACUGCAUCAUCAAAUCUUUAUUAUCAUAAAUUAACUCAUAGCAAAGAUAAACCUCAUAAAUGUUUACAAUGUUCAAAAAGUUUUUCAACACCAGGUGAUUUACGUUGUCAUUCACAUAUACAUAAUGGUACAUGGCCAUAUCGUUGUUCAAUAUGUACAAGAGGUUUUUCAAAACAAACAAAUCUUAAAAAUCAUUUACUUAUUCAUACUGGUCAAAAACCAUUUCAAUGUCAAUUUUGUUUUAAAAAAUUUUCAUUAUCAUGUAAUCUUCGUUCACAUAUUCGUACACAUCAUAAUGAAUUUCCAUUAGAUUUUUCAUUAUCAGAAAAUCAAUCUUCUUUGUCAACAAUUGUUGAUGAUCAAAAUUCUAUAAUUGAUGUUGAAAAUCUUGAUUAA
This is a messenger RNA of Rotaria sordida, 702 nucleotides long. NCBI's taxonomy places the organism in Eukaryota, Metazoa, Rotifera, Eurotatoria, Philodinida, Philodinidae. The record is from the annotation of a GenBank genome assembly.